AUGAUAUUUAUUAAUUUAUUUUUAAUUAUUGUUUGUCAAACUGUAAUAGCUAUUGAUAAUAUUCCAAUUUUUAAUUUCAAUGGUAAUUACAGUGAUCCUGACUGUGAAGAUUGCGAUAGUGCUAAAGCUAUGGUUUCUAGAACAUGCAGUAUUUCAACACAACCUACUCAAGUAUCAGAAAUGAAAGAACUAUUUCAAUGUAUUUGUCAAUUACAUGAUGAUUUUUUUGAUGACUUGGCUGAUUGUUUGAAAGAAUGCAGAACAUUUGGUUUAACUAGAAUGGAUUAUGAUGAAGAAAGAUUACGUCGUUAUUAUUGUGAUUUUGCAAGUCGUUUAAAUUCAAUUACAGAUGAAGCAGGAAGUGCUAGUUUUGAUAGUAUAUUAAGUACUAUUUUAUCAUAUACAAAUCAACCAGGUGCUGGUAGAACUACUGACGGUCAAACACAAGUUGGAACAAUCACUACAAAUGACAAUACAAUGGUUGGAAUGGGUACUCAACCUACUCAAGAAGUAGAUACUCAACAGACUGAAACUCCACGUACUCAAGCAAUGAAAACAACAACAGAAACACAAACUCGUGACUCAGGCAAUUCAAAGCAAUUUGCACCAUCAAUCAUAUCUAUUGCAUUAUUUAUUUUGAUAAUAAUUUGA
Lodderomyces pseudojiufengensis is the source of this 651-nucleotide messenger RNA. RefSeq lists its product as uncharacterized. NCBI's taxonomy places the organism in Eukaryota, Fungi, Ascomycota, Pichiomycetes, Serinales, Debaryomycetaceae. The transcript has a single exon. The record is from RefSeq and is a predicted model, not a curated record. Bases 1 to 651 code for a protein of 216 amino acids.